This is a messenger RNA of Dacryopinax primogenitus, 900 nucleotides long. RefSeq lists its product as uncharacterized. The transcript is spliced from 4 exons. NCBI's taxonomy places the organism in Eukaryota, Fungi, Basidiomycota, Dacrymycetes, Dacrymycetales, Dacrymycetaceae. The coding region runs from base 1 to 900 and encodes 299 amino acids. The record is from RefSeq and is a predicted model, not a curated record.
AUGCCCAGGAUCUCAGACCUCACUGACACCCCUUCCCUCAGCAUCUUCCUCAAACAGGCCCCCUCACCUGAGAGCACUGACAGCCCUCCCAGCGACUCCCUCUUCCUCAACUUCUUCAACAGCUGCUCUCCACCACUGUGCUCCCACCCCCUCCACACCUCUCCAAGGAUGGCUGCUAUGCAUUGUAUGUGCAACUGCAAUGAGUCCAAUGCCAUGAUUACAGAUGUUCCGCUCCCAACAAACACUUCGUCAAAGAAGAAAGUUGGCACCAAGGGAAAAGGGAACAAGGAGAACCUGCCUGCCCCAUUUUGCAAUGCCACCUCUGUUGCACUUGCCCUCUCCACUGAGGAUGACCUCAAUGAAGACCCUGUUGAAACCCUGGUAGAGCCUGAGAAGCAUGCCCUGUUGGUAUCUGAUAUCAAAGAAGAUGAGCCCCUGCCCAAGCGCACCAAGAAGCAGCCUCUCAAGCAGCUUGACAAUGGCCUUGACAUGCAGAAGUUCCUCUCCAAGAAGAAGUCAAAGAAGGGGGAACUUAUUGAGGCAAAUGCAAGGAUUGUAGAGCUUGGGGCAAUCAUUAUGUCUAUGAAAGAUAAGGAGAAACUUCGAAAGGCACUCAUAGCUAAGCUGGCAAAGCACAAGGCACCUCCGCCUCUGAAGGUCAUUGCUAAGCCCUCAGGGCAACCUGGUCAUAAGGGGCCAGGUGGAUAUUGCCUGCAGGAAGAGAUGGGGCUCUCUGGGAAUGAGAGCAAGUACAAUUCUAUUUGGCAACAAGUCCGACAGAUCAGCAACAAGUACAAUGUCUGUGGAGACAAAACCAUCACCAAACUCCACCCAGAGGUCAUGGCAAAGAUAUGCAAGGAAGUGAGCUCAACACAAGAUUCCAUACCUGGCAUGGUUUGA